AUUAAACUUGCAAUGUAAGACACUAGACUCUUGGGGCUCUACGGCAUGUUCCCGCCAUUUUUUCCCUCUCCAACCUCCAUUACUAAAACUUGAGCUUACUUUGGGUAUGUUCAGACAUUCUUCCUCCAUUCUCAUUCUUCGCCCACUCAGUUUCAAACCCAAUUAUUCUUCCUUAAUAUCUUUCAAUUUCUCUGUAAAUUUCAAGGUUCGAGCGAUGUCGUCUCAAUCAAAACCACCUUCAGCUUUCGAUAAACUCAUGUCUAACGCUCGUAAACGUAGUAAAGCUGCUGCCGAUGCUAAGAAGAAUUCCAAUUCUUCAAUCACUAAUUCUUCUCCGAAAAAAAGCAAAACCCAAGACCCAAUUUGCCCUACUUCAGAAAACCCUAAUUCAAACAAAACCCUAGAAUCGAAUUUGAAUAAACCCAUUAAAUCUUCUCCAGAAAAACAUCAAACCCAAGACCCAAUUUCCCCUAUUUUAGAUAACUCUAAUGGGAAGAAACCUAUAAAAUCUAACUCCAAAAAAGUGGAGGUUAAUGUAGAUGAAUUUGUUAUCAAUUUGAAGAAAAAACCCGCUAAUUUCGACCCAAAAUCAGCAGCUUGGUGGGAGGAUGGUGAAAAAGUUCCGUUUCUUUUUCUUGCAAAGGCAUUUGAAUUGAUUAAAGGCGAAUCUGGUCGGAUCGUGAUUACUGAUAUUACUUGUAAUCUUUUGAGGACCGUGAUUUCCAAGACUUCUGAUGAUCUUUUGGCGGUUGUUUAUCUUUUGGCCAAUAAGAUUGCUCCUGCUCAUCAAGGUUUGGAGCUUGGGAUUGGAGAGGCUUCGCUUAUUAAGGCACUUGCCGAGGCGUGUGGAACUAGUGAAGCUGUGGUUAAGAAGAAGUAUCAGGAUUUAGGUGAUUUGGGGGAUGUUGCUAAAGAAAUUCGUUCUAAGCAAAGCAUGAUGAUGAAACCUCCUCCUUUGACUAUUGCUAAAGUUUUCAAUACAUUCCAUCUUAUCGCUCAGACAUCUAAUCAGGGUAGUGCAGAAAAGAAAAAGAACUAUAUCAAAUCACUUAUUGUGGCUGCCAAAGAUUGUGAGCCUGUAUAUUUGAUACGGCUGCUUCAGGCAAAAUUGCGGAUCAGUCUGGCAGAGAAGACUCUUCUUACUGCCCUGGGACAGGCUGCAGUAUAUUCUGAAGAACACUCGAAGCCCCCUUCUGAUAUUCAAUCACCACAAGAAGAGGCUGGAAACAUAGUGAAACAAGUAUACUCUGUGGUUCCGGUGUAUGAUAAAAUAAUUCCUGCUCUUCUCACUGAUGGUGUAUGGAAGCUAUCAAAGACUUGUACCUUUACACCUGGUAUUCCUAUAGGACCUAUGCUAGCAAAACCAACAAAUGGAAUAUCAGAAAUAAUAGAUAAAUUUCAAGAUAUGGUCUUUACGUGCGAGUACAAGUAUGAUGGAGAACGUGCUCAAAUUCAUUUCAUGGAAGAUGGUUCUGUCGAGAUAUACAGCCGAAAUGCCGAGCGGAACACGGAAAAGUAUAUUGAUGUUGUUGAAGAACUUCCAAGGUUUAAGAAGCCUUCUGUGAAAUCUUUUGUUUUGGAUUGUGAAAUUGUUGCUUAUGAUCGUGAGAAGCAAAAGAUUCUUCCUUUUCAGAUACUUAGCACCCGUCCUAGGAAAAAUGUCGUAAAGAGUGAGAUAAAGGUAAAUGUUUGUGUCUACGCUUUCGACAUAUUGCAUUUGAACGGAAAACCUCUUCUCCAAGAACAAUUGAAUGUUCGCAGACAGCAUCUUUAUGAUUCAUUUGUGGAAGAACCCGGGUAUUUUCAGCUUGCCACAGCACUUGCAUCUAAUGAUCUUGAGGAAAUUCAGAAGUUUCUUGACGCUGCUAUUGAUGCCAGUUGCGAGGGGUUGAUUAUCAAAACAUUGGAAAAAGAGGCCACCUAUGAGCCUUCAAAGCGAUCUAAUAACUGGCUUAAAUUGAAAAAGGAUUACAUGGACAGUGUCGGGGACUCUCUGGAUCUAGUGCCUAUUGGAGCAUUCCAUGGUCGCGGGAAACGAACAGGGGUUUACGGUGCUUUCCUCCUUGCUUGUUAUGACAGUAACAAUGAAGAGUUCCAGAGCAUUUGCAAAAUAGGGACCGGUUUUUCUGAGGCAGUGCUUGAAGCACGUUCGUCCAGUCUUCGUUCUCAAGUGAUAAAUGAACCAAAGCCAUACUACUGUUUUGGAGACACCCUUAAACCAGAUGUCUGGUUUGAGCCUGUCGAGGUAUGGGAGGUCAAAGCAGCUGAUUUGACUAUUAGUCCAGUUUACUGCGCUGCAGUUGGUGAAGUAGAUCCUGGCAAGGGGAUUUCACUCCGGUUUCCACGUCUGGUUCGUAUCCGAGAGGAUAAAUCUCCAGAGGACGCCACAUCAUCUGAGCAGGUGGCGGAUAUGUACAGAUCUCAAGCAAACAAUCCACACCGAAAAAAGAAGGAUGAUGUGGAAGAAGACGACUGAUAUAAGACACAAAACCGAAUUAAAAACUGAUCUAAAUCACCUAACUUGAAACGGAUCCAUUUAUCCGAAUGAACACGUCUAUUUGCAAAGAGUAGAGCAGCUGUGCUAUGCCUGUAGAGCAAGGUAAGAAGUUUCUACACGUUUAAGACUUGGAAGUUGGAAGGAAAUAAGAUUGUUAGGCAACACCUACGUUACUGUACGGCUAUUAAUAUUAUCAUUGAAUUUUUUAGUGCUCACAUACUUAUCCCUUUUAUCAUUAGUAUUAUACUUAGUUUUGGUUGUACAAUCACAUAAUAGUAUAAUACCACUUUCCAUUUCUAAUAGUUUCUACUGUCUUUUUAAUAAUUAUUGUUCAUUAAUUGAUCUUAUUUUUAACUUAAUAUAUAUUUUCAUAGUAUUAAGGGAACCAAUAGAAACAAUUAACAAAGCUCUCUAUACGGUGGAAAAGGGUGGACUAAAUAAUUGGAAAAAGAUGAAAAAGACCAAUAAAAAGGAGCUGUGAAAAU
This is a messenger RNA of Amaranthus tricolor (Joseph's coat), 2982 nucleotides long. Its product is annotated as DNA ligase 1. Lineage: Eukaryota; Viridiplantae; Streptophyta; Magnoliopsida; Caryophyllales; Amaranthaceae. Gene Ontology annotation, molecular function: DNA ligase (ATP) activity; ATP binding; DNA binding. Gene Ontology annotation, biological process: lagging strand elongation; DNA recombination; DNA biosynthetic process. Gene Ontology annotation, cellular component: mitochondrion; nucleus. Bases 107 to 2476 code for a protein of 789 amino acids. The transcript has 18 exons. The record is from RefSeq and is a predicted model, not a curated record.